Penicillium olsonii is the source of this 1620-nucleotide messenger RNA. The record is from the annotation of a GenBank genome assembly. NCBI's taxonomy places the organism in Eukaryota, Fungi, Ascomycota, Eurotiomycetes, Eurotiales, Aspergillaceae.
AUGGACGGCGAAAUCCCCCUCCCUCCGCCGCGGCGCAUUCGUUAUCGGUCGCCCGCGUUGCCCGCACGCUCGGCGACAAACGCGGUCUCGUCCCUCCACCGCACGAGACGAUUGUCGCGUUUCGAUGACUGUUCAAGCCAGCCGUCAAGUGACCCUGCGCUGUUCUCCAGCGACGACAUUCCCGCGUCUGGGCUAGAGAACUAUCAUGCGACCACGCCAGGCUCAGGCCGGAAACGGCGGUAUAGGGGGACGUGGUGGGGAGAGCAGGUCAUAGACCCAAAGCGCAAGAGGGGGGAAUUCAAAGAGAAGCGGAACGUGGACAGCGGAGUGUGGAUGGGGAGCGAUGAGUCGGGAGCUGAGUCGAUUAUGUCGUCGGACCCAGCGUGGGGAGAGGACUUGCGCAAGACGGUGCUUGACCCAAUGCACACCCCGACUCCCACCACUCCCAAGGCUUCAAGCGCCAACACAAGGGACCCUGACAACACCCCAAUCCAAGUGCGAGCAGCGUUCAGGAGCAUGGCGGAAUCACAAGCACACCAGUUGGCGCGCAAAACGGUCAAUGAAUGCCUGGAGAAAGGGCAUGAAAGCAUUGAUCUGGGGUAUGUGCUUUCGUCCUAUCUUUCAUUCGUCCCAACUAUCAUUCGUCCCAUCACUCGGUCUAACAAAUGUCCGGCCUCUAGUGACUACCAACUGCAGACCUUGCCACCAGGUCUAUUGAAACCUCUCAAACACUUCACGAAGCUCCCACCAGUCGGAGAAGCACCUGUUUCCGAAGAUGUUUUCACGUCUCUCAAGCCAUCUCUAAGCCUUUACCUCCCUAAUAACUCUCUUUCAACCCUUCCCAGUGACAUCUAUGAACUCAGCAACCUGAAGGUCCUAAGCUUGCGCAAUAACAAGCUAACGGAGAUCCCACUCGCAAUCUGCCGAUUGACCGGAUUGCAAGUCUUGAACGCUUCCGUCAACGAACUGACCUACCUCCCUUGGGAACUCAUCUGUAUGAUCUUCAGAGGAGAGCUGAAACACGUCACGGUGCGUCCUAAUCCGUUUCCGACCAUCGACGAGCGGCAUAUACAAUGGAACUCCGACAAAAAGCGGAAGAAAGCCUGGGAAGGUCCGAUGGAAUUUCAACCGGGUCAAGACGUGGACUACGGCUAUUAUCCUAUCCACGUUGGCUCAGGACCCAUAACAUUCCUUGACAAGGAGGGCAAACCCGUGCGAGUGGUCUCACGCCGGGAAGCAAGCCUGCAAGUCGAAUCACCUUUGAAUGAACCUCCCUCGUUGCGAGAACUUGCUCUUCGCGCAGUCACCAAACUCCCAUAUCUUGAGGAAACCACCGACGAGGAGCUAGCUGAGUACCCGCCGCCGCUCGUGCCUCUUCUCCGAAAGGCCAGGCAAGUACGCAUUGCAGGCGGUCAGAUGUGCUCUGUUUGCGACCGCGAGUAUGUGAUCCCCCGUACCGAGUGGACGGAGUGGUGGGACAUUACUCCUUCUGAAAAUGGAACGAAAACCCCUCGCGUCGCUGGCCAAAAGCUUCGACCUCUUCCAUUCAGACGAUAUGGUUGCCGUCAGGCGUGUGUUCCGGACGCGUGCGAGAAGAUUUUCGGUCCGGUGAGAUACUGA